This is a messenger RNA of Prunus armeniaca (apricot), 234 nucleotides long. The record is from the annotation of a GenBank genome assembly. Lineage: Eukaryota; Viridiplantae; Streptophyta; Magnoliopsida; Rosales; Rosaceae.
AUGGCAAGAGAGUUGAGCCCCGGCUUAAAGAUUCUCUGGGUCUGGACCCUUGGCACCGCCGCUGUACUGGUUACAAGUGUGGUGAGGACGAGGGUGAGAGACAUGGAGAACCUUAUGAAUGCCGAGCAGCAGCAGCAAAAACAACAACAGCACAACACUGCCACCGACACAGAGACACUCUUGGUGGACACUUCGCCUCAGUCCUCUGAACUGAUUCGAGAAGAGAAACCAUAG